Molecule: messenger RNA, 1839 nt
Organism: Fundulus heteroclitus (mummichog)
Lineage: Eukaryota; Metazoa; Chordata; Actinopteri; Cyprinodontiformes; Fundulidae
Product: sialic acid synthase
Exons: 6
Coding region: 72-1151 (359 amino acids)
Biological process (GO): carbohydrate biosynthetic process
Molecular function (GO): N-acylneuraminate-9-phosphate synthase activity
Source: RefSeq, a predicted model, not a curated record
CCCGAUCUGCACACAACAGUUUGCUUCAGCAGUUAUUUCUACCUCAUUUAUUUUUCCCCACUGCCACCAAGAUGCCUCUGGAGUUUGAGCUGUGUCCCGGGCGGCCGAUCGGAGGGAACCAUCCGUGCUUCAUCAUAGCUGAGAUUGGACAGAACCACCAGGGAGACAUCGAGAUCGCCAAGAAGAUGAUUAAAAUGGCAAAGGACUGUGGUGCUGACUGUGCCAAAUUCCAGAAAAGUGAGCUGGAGGUGCGCUUCAACAAGCAAGCCUUGGAGCGUCCCUACACCUCCAAGAACUCGUGGGGGAAAACUUAUGGUGAGCACAAGCGCCACCUGGAGUUCAGCCAUGAGCAGUACAGGGAGCUGCAGAAAUACGCUGCAGAAGUGGGGAUCUUCUUCACUGCCUCAGGGAUGGACGAGAUGGCAGUGGAGUUUCUCCAUGAAAUCAAUGUACCUUUUUUUAAAGUGGCAUCUGCAGAUGCCAAUAACUUUCCCUACCUGGAGAAGACAGCCAAGAAAGGCCGUCCCAUGGUGAUAUCCAGUGGGAUGCAGUCCAUGGAGACAAUCCGUCAGGUGUACAAGACGGUGAAGCAGCACAAUGAAAACUUUACCAUCCUCCAGUGCACCAGCACCUACCCUCUGGACCCUGAAGCUGUCAACCUCAGAGUGAUCACGGAAUUUCAGAAGGAAUUUCCUGAUAUUCCCAUUGGAUAUUCUGGUCACGAGACUGGAAUCAGCAUCUCUGUGGCAGCGGUGGCUAUGGGAGCGAAGGUCGUUGAGCGUCACGUUACCCUCGAUAAAUCCUGGAGAGGUAGUGACCACGGGGCCUCACUGGAACCCUCUGAACUGGCUGAGCUGAUUUGCUCUAUUCGUCUGGUGGAGAGGGCAAUGGGGAGUAGCAUCAAGCAGAUGUUGCCCUGCGAGAAGGUGUGCCAUGGCAAGCUGGGAAAGUCAGUGGUGGCCAAGGUGAAAAUCUCCAAAGGAACAGUCCUGACACUGGACAUGUUGGGGGUGAAGGUGGCUGAACCCAUGGGCAUCCCAGCUGGUGACAUCUUCCAGCUGGUUGGGAAGACUGUGAACCAGAAUGUGGAGGAGGAUGACAGCGUCCUGCCAAACAUGGUGGACAACUAUGUGCAAAAAGCUGGAUUUUAAUAAAAAAAAAAACACUUAGUUUUCAGUCUUCUCGAGGGGAUCGUUUAAAUGGGGUCCAAAGUGACACAAGUGAUUUUGGGAGUGAUUUUCUUGGUGUGUGGUGGCUUUGUCAAAUUUAUUUUAAAUAAUCAGUCAUUUAAAUUACAGCUGAAGAGUGAACUGAGUUGUCUCAGUUGUCAUCUCAGGUUUUCUAAAUGAUUUUCUUCCUUUGCUCGAGGUAAAGUCUAACUGGGGUUUUGAUUUAAUUUUUUUCAAAAUGAAUCUAGAGACUUGGUCAUAUUUUUAGCUCUGUGGUUGGUACUUAAAAAAGAUUCACAAUUGGCAUGUCAUGCUUCUUAGUACUUAAGCGGAAGGCAACUGGACUUAUGUUUCUUGAAGAUGUUUCACCUUUCAUACUAAAGCUUUCUUCAGUUCUGAACAUGGCUGGAUGUGAAGCUAUAUUCAGAGUUGAAGGGAACUCCAGUUGUCUUCUGUUUAGGUACUUGGUAUUGUCAAGUCCUGGACUUUACAACAGAUUUGGUUGUCAAUUAUCCAAGUCAGAGAGGGAUAAAUCUGCUACUAUCAGCAUUUUGUCACCAUAUAAAGAUGAAAGAUGUAAACUCCCACAUGUGAUAUUGACAUAUUUGCAUCUGAGAACAGACAUGUUUUGAAAAAAUACAAAUCUCUAAUAAAAAAUGUUGGCAAUAAA